This is a messenger RNA of Drosophila nasuta, 1150 nucleotides long. Its product is annotated as rRNA-processing protein UTP23 homolog. Bases 86 to 814 code for a protein of 242 amino acids. NCBI's taxonomy places the organism in Eukaryota, Metazoa, Arthropoda, Insecta, Diptera, Drosophilidae. The transcript has 3 exons. Gene Ontology annotation, cellular component: small-subunit processome. The record is from RefSeq and is a predicted model, not a curated record.
AUCAGCUGAUGGUCACACUGCUUGCUCGGCGUGUUUUGCUUUCUGUGUUGCCAAAAGAAGUUAUUUGUUUAUUUCUAGUUAAACGAUGAAAAUCUCGCGCUUUAAAAAGUCACACAAAACCCUGGUGUUUUUCGCCAGCAACUUUGAUUAUCGGGAGCCCUAUCAGGUGCUCGUCGACGCCACAUUCUGCCAAGCAGCACUGCAGCACAAAAUUGGCAUAGAAGAGCAGAUACGCAAAUACUUUCAGUGCAAUGUGAAGCUGCUAACCACACAGUGUGUAAUAUUAGAGGCAGAGGCUUUGGGUGCACCUCUAACAGGUGCCACAACGAUUGUGAAACAAUUCCACGUGCACAAAUGUGGACACGAGGGGAAACCUGUUGCGGCUGCGGAGUGCAUCAAAUCAAUGACCAAGGAUAAUCGAUACGUGGUCGCCUCACAGGAUCGUUUGUUACAGGCAAGUCUGCGCAAGAUUCCCGGACGUUGUCUUCUCUACUUGCACAAAGCGACGCCCGUGCUCGAAGCUCCCUCGGCAGCAUCCAAGAAAUGGGUGCUAAAGCGUGCCAAAAAUCUGAUGCUGGGGAAGCAGGCAGACAAAAUCGAUUAUAUGAAGCAGCAGCAGGGGAUAAAACCAACAGAGCCAGCUGUGAAAAAGAAACAACAACGUGGUCCAAAGAAUCCGAAUCCUUUGUCCUGCAAGAAGAGCAAGAAACAAAAGGCAGCGCCCCAAGGCGUGCAACAGACAACUACAACGAUAGCAAAGGCGAAACGGAAACGCGUCAAGAUCUCUGCGCACAUCAAAGAAUUAAUCAAUUAAAAAAUCAGUUUAAUAAUUAUUACAUGUAUAAUUAUCUUGUACAAUGGCACACAAGUGAUGUUCCUUUAGAGUUUGCCCUCACGUAUCUUGUUAAGCGUCUUCUCCGUCAUAAACUGACCCAAGAUCUUGGUGAGCGUCGCAUUGCGUGCGCAAUACGCCAUCAGAUUGACGGGGAACAGUCCACACCAUGUGAGAUCCAUUUUGUUGGCCAGCGCCACAGCAAAGAGUUCUCCACAACGCUCGGCCGUCAGACGCUUCUGGUUGGCGGUGCUCUGACCCACUUUGCCGCCCUGUGAGCCCGUAAAUGCCUCCAGCAGGAAAUCGGUGGCAAUGGGA